AUGGAGAACAAAGUACCAUCGGCUGCCUUGUAUAUAGUAUUUAUUUUAACACUUGGAAAGGUGUCGAGCUUCAACCUGGACAUCGAGUCAGCAGUUAUUUAUGGCGGACCAGACCAAAGCGAACUUUUCGGGUACACAGUUGCAACUCAUUCUCACAACGGGCAAAAAUGUGCACUUAAAUAUCGUGGCAUCCAUCAAGCUGGGGAAAAAACUGAAUUGAUGUCCGUCGCUCGUGAAUUUGUCGCGUUGGAUAACCUUGAUGGGCGGAAAAGAAGACACCUCGAUUUUGCCAAGCAGUCUUCCUACGUCAGAACAAAGCGGAGACAUACCUUUCAUUUUUAUUGGCCAUUAAAUGAAAAUGAAUUAACGAGUGCAAUUUAUUUACUUCAGACAUGUGCUCCAAGAUACACGCAUGCGCCUUUCACCGACAGGGAAGGAAUUAUAGAUCAUAGAUGGAUCUCCUUAAUAGGAAGGUGUUUUCUAAUAUCCAAAGAUCUUUAUGGACUUCAAGGACCAGCGGUCACUCCGUGUGAAGGUAAAGUAGGCUAUCCCGAAGGCGAUUGCCAAGCAGGAAUCAGUGCCGAGUACACUUCAGAUGGUGAAGAUGUAGUCAUGGGAACCAUCGGAGUUAAGCAAUUCCGAGGUGGCUUGGUUUCCUAUAACAUCUACGAAAAGCGGACAAGUUUCUCCCCAAAUGUUUCUGUAGGAAGAGAUGAUUACAUGGGUUACGCAGUCUCAAGCGGACAUUUCUUGAGCCAAAAUUCCCUGGAAUUUGUUGGAGGUGCACCGCGAGGCAACAGUGUACAAGGAAAAGUUCUCAUGUUCUCGAUGGACGAUAAAUCUGCGAUACAAGUGACAUCAGAAGUUCCUCCACCGCAGGGGAUCACAGUGAGUAGAAAGAGAAAUAAAGCUGGCCCACACGGAGCCUUGUUGAUCUNAAACAAAAACAAAAGCUAA
Molecule: messenger RNA, 957 nt
Organism: Orbicella faveolata
Lineage: Eukaryota; Metazoa; Cnidaria; Anthozoa; Scleractinia; Merulinidae
Product: integrin alpha-9-like
Biological process (GO): cell adhesion mediated by integrin; integrin-mediated signaling pathway; cell-cell adhesion
Cellular component (GO): external side of plasma membrane; integrin complex
Molecular function (GO): integrin binding
Source: RefSeq, a predicted model, not a curated record